Molecule: messenger RNA, 1294 nt
Organism: Neolamprologus brichardi
Lineage: Eukaryota; Metazoa; Chordata; Actinopteri; Cichliformes; Cichlidae
Product: E3 ubiquitin-protein ligase RNF170
Molecular function (GO): ubiquitin protein ligase activity
Source: RefSeq, a predicted model, not a curated record
UGAUAUUGGAAAAUGUAGUUGAUCAUUAACAGGGAGCUUCAAUUUAUUUUGUUCAGUGAUGCUGUUGGGCAGCACUUCACUUCCUUCUAGAAGAGAGUGAUUAUCUAUCUGCCUAACCUCUAUAAACCCGUGCAACAGAUUUAAGUCCAGAUCAGACUGAAGUUCCACUGAGUCAGGGUCGCCCGUAGGAUAAUCCACGUAUUUGCUGUGCACACCUGAUCAGUCAACAUCAAUGUAUAUGAGCUGCCUAAAGGACUCCAUGCAGGCACGUCAGUCUUCGAACAGACGAGACUGGCACUGCCCAGUCUGCCUGCAGACGGCCAGAUUCCCAGUCCAGACGAACUGCGGCCAUUUGUUCUGCGCUCCCUGUCUUAUCACCUACUGGAGGCAUGGGUCAUGGUUAGAUGCAAUCAGUUGUCCUCUUUGCAGACAGAAGGUCAGCGUGCUCUGCCACCUGUUCAACGAGACCCGAUCAGACCAGCAGUCAAAAGAAGUUCUCGAUGAAAUCACAGCCUACAACAAACGUUAUUCUGGAGCUCCACGCAGGGUAACGGACUACCUCUGUGACACCCCCCUGCUUCUGCAGUUACUGGUUCGUGGCCUGGGCACCAUGGGAGGACUCGUGUGGCUGUUUCUGUUCAGGGUUGCCCUGUGCUGCGUGGGGACCGUGAUGUCCAUCUCCUCCCCUGCUCUGGAUGCCGUGUCUUCAUCGAGCACCCUAGAAACAGACCCCUCUCUCUGUGGACUGCUAGGUCUCCUGGACGACCUGGUGGUGGUCAUCCUGCUCCUUAUCUGCGUUAUCAAUAUCAACCAGCAAAUAACACCAGAGAGAGGACAACCUGGAAAUGCUACAACCUCACAGGGAGUGAUGGGAGAUUCACUUUAGAGAGCAUGAGCAGCUGGAGCGUGGCAGCACAAGCUGUUAGACAUGGACUUUUAUUGAAUUUCUUCCCUCUGGCUGGAUUAGUGGUUAGAAGAAUAUUGACAACUGCACAGCAUGCAACAGUCAAGGUGUUAGAGGUUGUCUGAGCCUCCCUAAAUGUAGAUUCAGAUUCCAGGUGUUUUUGUGAACUGUUUACAGAGUUCAUGCUAAACUAACUAAAAAUACGACGUUAUGCAAUUUGUAGGUUCAGAUGUGGUUACAAAUCCUUAACCCUUCUUGAGUCCUUAAGUGUUUGACUUGUCUUUGUUUUCCCUUUUAAAAAAAAUCUGUACCAGUGUCUAUUAACAUGCAUCUUUUAUUUUUAUAUUUUAAUAAUCUAUAUUAUUCUUUUUAGCUUGUGAUUUCCCAGAG